This is a messenger RNA of Drosophila takahashii, 356 nucleotides long. NCBI's taxonomy places the organism in Eukaryota, Metazoa, Arthropoda, Insecta, Diptera, Drosophilidae. The record is from RefSeq and is a predicted model, not a curated record.
GUAUUGUAAACAUCGCAAUGAGGACUAUUGGUGUUAUUUUAAUCUUAUUUUUAACACUAUUGGAGGUCAAGAGUAGAGAAUUAAUUCGCCAGAGAUCAGAAGUGGACUGCUUUGAUACCAUUAAAGACUCUUCGUAUGAUCCUUGGUGCGGAUAUGAUAUAGAUUGCUACGCUCUGGCAAGAAAUGCAGAUUGGAUCGAAGCAGAGGAGUGCAUCCGUAGGGAAUUGAAAAGGCCUGGAUUGUUGAAAGUAAUUAAGGGCAAAUGUCCAAAUGAUAAAGCACCCUGCUUUCUUUUACCCCAAAAUUAAUAUUUUUACAAAAAUGUAAUACGGAAAAUAAAAAAAUGUUGUUAGGAA